AUGCGUCGGGUAUGGAUUUAUCUGUUUUCUGCACUUUGUGUUCUCGUCUUGCUAGGUGUAUAUCAGGUGGAGGGAAUGGAGGUGCUUGUAUCAAAAGAGAUUGAGGCAGUCAACGGAACAGAAGUACAGCUCAAAUGUACAUUUAAAUCCACCCAUCCACUGUCUGAAGACAGAAUCUCUAUAUCCUGGAGUUUUCGGCCCCUCGGAAAGGCAACAGAAGAGUCGUUUUUUCACUACCAGGGAAUAGCAUAUCCCCCAUCAAGUGGCCUGGUUAAGGGUCAUGCAGUAUGGUCUGGUGAUGUAAUGAACGGUGACGCCUCCAUCACACUACAGGAUGUGCAGUUCAGCUUAAACGGAACCUACAGCUGCCAAGUACGAAAUCCACCCGACAUACAGGGCUAUGUUGGCAAAAUCAAACUCAGAGUCGUCCAAAAAGUGUCGUUCUCUGAAAUUGGAAUUCUGACUAUAGCUGUGGGUGGAUCUAUCGGCGUCAUUUUCCUCAUCCUCCUCAUCUACAUCAUUGUGCGGUCAUACCGAAGAUGGGACACUGACAUGGACACUGAGAUGCAAGAAGACAGAUUUAAGGAUCGGGGAAACAGAGCGUCACCAAAACUAGAUCUUGUACCCUCUCUUGAUGGUUUGGAGUACCCAAAUAUCUGGAACAUUUAUUUCACAGCUGUACAGGCAUAUCUGGGAACAAGCAAUGGUGACCUCCCAGAGACUGCUAUGCGGGGUCUUCCCAGGGUCCAGAACCCCUGGGAGUACGUUUUUGCAGUGGAGCCCCCCCUAACUGAAGAAUGA
Molecule: messenger RNA, 801 nt
Organism: Myxocyprinus asiaticus (Chinese sucker)
Lineage: Eukaryota; Metazoa; Chordata; Actinopteri; Cypriniformes; Catostomidae
Product: myelin protein zero-like protein 2
Exons: 5
Coding region: 1-801 (266 amino acids)
Biological process (GO): cell-cell adhesion
Cellular component (GO): membrane
Source: RefSeq, a predicted model, not a curated record